GGAGAGGAUAUGGUGCAUCGAUUCAGCUAUGGAGGCAGUGAUAAAUUGACUGUGGGAAAUGGUAAUCAACUCCCCAUUACUCAUACAGGACAUCAAAACAAAGAGAGUAAUACUGGAGGGGAGGCUUAGAGAUGGAUUGUAUCAACUUGAUGUUCCAACUACUAAAGCUUCUGAAGGACGUUUGGCCGAGGAAAAUAAAGACAAGUUGGAUUCUACGUUUUCUCCAUUUGUUGCAAUUUCUACCUCUGAUGUAAAUCAUGUUUCAGAUUGUAUUUCAGUUAGAGACUUAUGGCAUAGACGAUUGGGGCAUCCCUCUCUUAGGAUUCUCAAUCAAGUUUUAAAUUCUGCUAAUGUAAAACUGUCAAUGAAUGUGAUAAUUAUGCAAAGACACAAUCCAUAAAACCCAAAUGAGAGAUAGCAAAAAGAUGAAGAGAGAAAAGGGAGGCUAGAGUGUAUUGCAAAAAUAGAGAGAAUGUAUUCUAGGUUACAAAA
Humulus lupulus (European hop) is the source of this 492-nucleotide messenger RNA. RefSeq lists its product as uncharacterized. The coding region runs from base 59 to 400 and encodes 113 amino acids. Lineage: Eukaryota; Viridiplantae; Streptophyta; Magnoliopsida; Rosales; Cannabaceae. The transcript is spliced from 2 exons. The record is from RefSeq and is a predicted model, not a curated record.